UGGAGCGAAGCGGGGCGCAGGUGGAGGAGUCUGUUCAGCAGCGCGCGGCUGGGGCCCCAGAGUCGGAAGACGGACGCAGCGGGCCGGGGCAAGGAGGGCGCCUGGGAGUGUCCAUCCCUUUUUCUCCGGUCCCCCAGGGGCGGCGGCGGCGGCCGCUGUCCGCGCAGCGACUGGGGCAGCCGCCGAGUUAGGAGGGCGGGGAGGAGACUGGAUGACGGUUGGUGCCUCCGGGCGGGUUUGGCAGCCCCCGAGGCAUGAAGAGACACACGGGGACUCUGCCGCGUGCAGCCCCCGCGGAGCCGCGCGGGAGCCGCAGGAGAGGCCUGGACGCUGCCGGGCAGACAAUUUGGGAGAAAUUUGGAGGAGAGGAUUGGGCCCUACAUAAGCAAAUGGUACGUGAACAAUACACCACAACAACACAAGGCACCAGCCUAGAGAGGCCGGAGAACCAAUGUGUCUACAACAUUGGUAUUUAUGGCUGGAGAAAGCGUUGCCUCUACCUGUUUGUCCUCCUUCUGCUUAUCGUCCUAGUUGUGAAUUUUGCUUUGACAAUUUGGAUUCUUAAAGUGAUGUGGUUUUCUCCAACUGGGAUGGGACAUUUACAUGUUACAAAAGAAGGACUUCGACUGGAAGGAGAGUCAGAAUUCUUAUUCCCUUUGUAUGCCAAAGAAAUUCACUCUAGAGUGGACUCAUCACUACUUCUACAGUCUACUCAUAAUGUGACUGUGAAUGCUCGCAAUUCAGAUGGUGAAGUCACAGGCAGAUUAAACGUGGGUCCUAAAAUGGUAGAAGUCCAUGGUCAGCAAUUUCAGAUCAACUCCGUAGAUGGCAAGCCACUUUUUACAGUGGAUGAAAAUGAAGUUGUAGUUGGUACAGAUAAACUUCGAAUCACAGGGCCAGAAGGGGCCAUUUUUGAACACUCUGUAGAGACACCCCUUGUCAGAGCAGAGGCUUUUAAAUCGCUUAGAUUGGAAUCACCAACUCGGUCUUUGAGCAUGGAUGCACCAAAAGGGAUUAAUAUUAAAGCACAAGCUGGCAAUAUUGAAGCUCUCUCUCAGAUGGAUAUCAAAUUGCAUAGCAGUGAAGGAGUGCUUCUGCUUGAUGCUGAAACUGUGCGGCUGCCCAAAUUGCCUGAAGGGACAAGGGGUGGAUAUGAUAGAUCUCAGGAACUCUAUGAGAUCUGUGUUUGUCCAGAUGGAAAGCUUUACUUGUCAGCAGCUGGUCGGUAUUCAACUUGCCAGGAAUACAGUCAUGUCUGUCAAUAAAGCACCUACCUAUGCCAUAUUUUCUCUGGCUAUUCUCACUGAAUUUUAUAUUGUUUUGUAGCAGAGUUUCCAAGAUUUUAAAAACCAUCGCCGUAAUCUCGGAAACACAUUUGCAUCCAGAAUUCUAGAUUGUAAGGAAAAAAAGCAAAAGAGCACAAUUAAAAUUUUACCUUCAACAGAUGUGUUUGAGCUAAACUAAAUGUUCUGGAAAUCAGAACAUUUGGAAGUCAUCCAUAUAGUGAACUAAACAAAAUAAAAAGGAUUUAUUUGCGCCACUGAACUGUUAUUCAGUCAGUUGAUCAUGUAAUAGUUAAUAUUUCCUAGCUCUAUGAUUUUCUCUUAAUACAUGUAAACAUUUGCUAGUAGUACAAAUUGCAUUAGUGUGUGAAAUUCAGUUUAAGGAAUUACUUGAACUAUUUGAUAAGACAAAAGCAUUGUUUGGUGAAUUCACGUAGUGCCAGCAAACAGUCUAUGCAAUUUUGUUCUUGCAAUAACACAAACGACGAAGGCACGGCUUUUUGUACGAGUUCUGUGCAAAAUAUGUUAAACUGAUAAAUCCUUUGUUUCUAGAUUGGCAAAGCGUAUGUAGAUUUGCUUAUUAUUGGGAUGCAUGAAAGAAAUCACAAUAAUUAAUGUGAAAUCGCCAAGAUUACUGAUUUAUAACAUUCUGUGUCAUCAGAUUAUUAACUGUACAAAAGUGAAAUAUGUUCAUAUAUCCCACUCCAACAAUAGCUCCUUGUAGUGCAUGGACCAGGAUACUCACUUGAAAGCCUUUUUUUUUAGCUUUACAGUGUGAUUGUAAUUGGAACUGGGAAAUGUGUGCUGCUCUUAGCUACAUGCCAGCUGGACUAUGAAAAGAAAAAAAAUCUUAAAGAUGGUUCUAGCUUUCUCAAAUGCAUGAUGCUAUUUGGUAGGUAGAAAAAGUUCCUUUUCCUGAAGCCCAUGAAUCACCUAACUGCAGACCCCUUACUCUGUGAAGAGCCAUCAAUAAUGAACCAUUUGCACCCAUCUGGAUUAGCAGGUUUUGGGACUUAAUGGCGUUAUAGGGUCUUAGGCACAGAGCCUCAAAGGUAUUUAGGUGCCUAAUGCCCAUUGAUGUCAACAGGAAUUAGAGGAGGGAUUCAUGAAAAUACUCAAGCACUGAGCCCCUGUUUUAGGCACCUAAAUUUUGGGUCCACUGGGAGCCACACAGCUCCCACCAAACACCGUAGGCAUCUAAACUCCCUCAGCACCUAAGUUUUCCAGAGUGAACGGUCCCUAGGUGCCUAUGUUUCUGCCUCUGGGCAUGAGCACUGCUGCCUCCCUCUAAGCACCUGGACACCUAUCUCCCGCCUACACCCCGGAGCAAUUCAUGAAACAGCGGCCAAUAGAUUUUUGAAUGGGAACAGACCUGUUAGGUGCACUCAGUGCACGUCUACCGGGUCAGGCCCCUACAUGUCCGAGUGCCUUAUAACUGUUAGCCCAGCAGUUAGGGCACUCACCUGGGAAGGGGAGACCUAGGUUCAAGUCCCACUCCCCUCUUAAACAGGAGUAUGCCACAUCUCAGGCGAGCUCUCUAAGCACUGGGCUGUGGGAUGCCCGCAAUCUCUCCUGAUGAACCUGUUCCAUUUUGGCUAAAUGUUGGCGGAUGUCCGCCUCCAGGUGGGCAUCCUAACCACCGGAUUACAGCUGCAUUCUCACUCUCUCUGGCCCAAUGACUUCCACUGAGCAUAAAUAUUUUAACUAGUCAUUGGGCCAGCAAGAGAGAGUGCCAGAGAAUGACUUUGUAGCCCAGGGGUCAGGGCAUCCACAUGGGAGGUGAGAGACUCUGAGUUCUGAUCACUGGUUCAUAAUUCACAGUGGAACAGCUUCAAUAGGAGAGACUAAGGAAGCCCCACAUCAUAAACUCAGUGUUGACACACCACUCGAGAUGUGGAAGACUCCCAUUUAAAUCAUUUCCCCCCCUCUGGCAGAGGUGGCAGGAAUUGAACCUAAGUACCCCACAUGCCAGGUGAGUGCUCGAACUACUAGGGUAAGUGUUAUGAGGUGGGCACCCCCCUCCUCCUCUGGCUCUUUUGUGUGGAGUGAGGCAGGUGCCUGAUUCAGGCCCACAAGAAACACCGUGAGCACCUAAACCAUCCAAAUCCUGCUGGCAGAUGCCUGUUUGCGGCUCCCUAAUCAAUUGCCGAGAGUGAGACGGGGCUUAGCACACACAUCCCUCCCCCACUGGCUAGUUUAGGCAGCACUCUGCUUGGCUUUUGCAGAGUACAUUGUUAGGCCUCUCGCUCCCAUUUCUUUGUAUUGGGAGCCUAAGUGCCUAACUUGGUGUUAUAAACAGAUAGUUAAGGGUUAAUAACCCUUUACAGGUAAAAGAGGCAAGAAGUUCACCUAGCCUAGCUGACACCUGACCAGAGGAACCAAUGGGGGAACAAGAUGUUUCAAAAGGAA
This is a messenger RNA of Mauremys mutica (yellowpond turtle), 3692 nucleotides long. It is a transcript of the gene SGCG, whose product is annotated as sarcoglycan gamma. NCBI's taxonomy places the organism in Eukaryota, Metazoa, Chordata, Testudines, Geoemydidae. The transcript is spliced from 9 exons. The coding region runs from base 255 to 1265 and encodes 336 amino acids. Gene Ontology annotation, cellular component: sarcoglycan complex; sarcolemma. The record is from RefSeq and is a predicted model, not a curated record. Gene Ontology annotation, biological process: heart contraction; cardiac muscle tissue development.